GUCACUUAAUUGGAACUCUUCAAUUUUGAAGGUAAUCCAAUAUGGCGGAGCGGGAAAGAGAACCACACUUUUGUGCAAUUAAUGACCUAUCAUGUUCCCAUGGCUUGCAAGCGGUUUGGGGCUGUGGAAAUCAGUUCUUUGUGUUCCCAGGAAAAAAAGCAGUUUUGUUGAAUGAAAGGCGGCCAGCAAUGAUGAAGGAAGAAAUGGUAAGAGAAGUGAGAUGGGACAUGGACUUACACAGACCUGUUCUCAGAAAACUUGUCAAUGAAUCUCAUAAUGUUUUCACCUGUCUACAGGAACAAGCGAAGAAGACAUCAGGUGCUGCUCUUCAUCCUCACAUCAUACGAUCAAGCAAGCAGUAUCGGGCCUCACUGAAAGCAUAUAGCCUUGAACUAAAGAUAUUAGCAGAUUCCACCAUAGAUGAAGAGCAGAAACAGGGCUUCCUUGAACACCUACAGUUGCUAGAAAUGGCUGAACUUAUCUGGGGUCUGUGUGAGAUCCUCUUCAUCGAUAGUCCGGCAGGUGGAUUAGUGAUUGCUCCCCUGUUGGAAUGGCUUCGGUUCCACUUUCAGACAGGAGAACAAAUGUUUCUGGAAAUUAUCCAGGAGGAGCAGCCGGAGCACCAUCCACUCUACUGGGAUACGAUUUACCGACUGGUCCUCCAAGGCCAGGCAGACUAUGUACGCCGGCUUCUGUCUCUCCACUCAUCAAAACACAGCAACGCUUUCAGCAGUAUGGAUGACCUCCUCAAGAAAAUGCCACAACACACACAGCUGUUUCGGGGCCACUCAAUCGCUGAAUUUGACAUGAAAUGGCGACAUUGGCGAGAUGAAUGUGAGCGUAGACUGGAGGAGGGAGAAUUUUCAUCACAUGGGAAUUUGGAAACAAUUGGAAAGAUCCUAACUGGUAGUGAUCAGGUGUUCUCUGAGUUUCGUGACUUGUGUGAAACUUGGUACCACAUGCUGGUGUCCAAACUGUUGUACCAAAACCCCACCAUCAAAGGCUUCGACCUACAGUACCACAUACAGGCUUGUCUGGACGAGUACCGCAGUAACACAAGGAUUGGGGAGCUUGAUAACAUUCUCUUGUCUGCACUGGAGUACGACAUCCACCAGGUCAUCAAAGACAGCAGUGCGAUGUUCAGUAACUGGUGGUUUGUCGCUCACCUGACAGAUUUAUUACAACACUGUGGUCAGUUGGACUCACAUAAACUACAAUUUGGUUCCAAUCUAAGAGAGUUUCUGUUAUUGGAGUAUGCAACAAGUCUGAUGUCUCACAAGAGCCUGUGGAUUGUAGGAGUUAGCUAUCUUGACCACUGUCCGGAGUUUGGACGGAAAUACUUGGAACAUUUCAUGGAAAAUAUUUCUAUAGAGUCAGAAAAGAAAGCUCAGAAACUGUUACACAUCUGUCAGGAAAGGAACUUAGUAGAACAAGCCAAGUCCAUCUGUAAAGUGAUGGGUAGAAGACACAUGCAACAUAAACGACUCGGGGCUGCUCUUACCUGGUUCCUCAAAUCUAAGGAUGUAGCACUUUCCACAGUGAUAGCUGAGAGAUUCCUGUUUGAGUACAGUGAGAAAGGAAGCUUCUCUAACCUGGACCUCAUAGACAAUCUAGGACCUUCCAUGUUACUGAGUAAUCGCCUCACAUUUCUAGGUAAAUAUCGUGAGUUCCACAAGUUGUAUGAAGAGAAGGAAUUUGAAGCGGCAGGCGAGUUGUUACUCUCCUUACUGCAGGCUAGAUUGGCCCCCAAACAGUUCUGGGUGACACUGCUUGUGGAUGCCAUCCCCCUCCUGGAGGCUGAACAGGUGAUUUUCAGCAGUGCUCAAACCUUUGACCUAAUGCAUUGUCUUGAGGAACUGAUGAGGGAGUUCAAGGAUAUAGAUGUUAGGGAGAAAGAAAAGUUAGCUUUACUACGUCUGGCUCUGACGAGGAAUCUGUCAAGGGCAAUAGUAACAGAGGGAACCGUUAGACUGACCUGAUGGAAGGAAUCUUGGUGCAAAAUCUGGACUUUGUUGAUUGGUCUGACCUGAUGGAAGGAAUCUUGGUGCAAAAUCUGGACUUUGUUGAUUGGUCUGACCUGAUGGAAGGAAUCUUGGUGCAAAAUAUGGACUUUGUUGAUUGGUCUGACCUGAUGGAAGGAAUCUUGGUGCAAAUUCUGGACCUUGUUGAUUGGUCUGACCUGAUGGAAGGAAUCUUGGUGCAAAUUCUGGACCUUGUUGAUUGGAUGUACCAGACUACCAUUUCAUUGUACCAGAUCUCGUCAGCCCUGUUUUAAUGGAUAAGACCUGUGUGAAGACCAAUUUAAUUGGAUGAUAAAUUGCAUACUGUGUCAUGUCAAAUUUGAUUGGAUAAGAGCAUGUGUACUGUGUCAAGUCAAAGUUGAUUGGAUGAGAGCAUGUGUACUGUGUCAAGUCAAAGUUGAUUGGAUAAGAGCAUGUGUACUGUGUCAAGUCAAAGUUGAUUGGAUGAGAGCAUGUGUACUGUGUUAAGUCAAAGUUGAUUGGAUGACUGUACUGUGUUGUCUGAUUUGAUUGGAUGAGACCAUGUGAACUGUGUUAUGGCUGAUUGGAUAAGACUACAUGUAUUGUGGACACAUGAUUGGGUUGUAUUUCGCCUUCUGUACAGCCAAAAUCAGGAUAUUCUCGACAUAAUGUGACAGAAGUAUUGCCUCAUGUGUUCAGGUUUCUGAGCAGUCUGGAGAUAUAUCCAAAAGUUUAGUGAAAGGUGUGUUACAUCCCAGAAUUAAUUUGUAACUACAGUACUUAUGUUGAGUAACUGUACUGGCAGCUGUUCUUAAUAAAUCUGUUGGAAAAGGAUAAAGUCAUACAAAUACACAGAAACAAGCAAUAAAAAGAAAAAUGAAGAGAAUAUCCACAAUGGCUGCAUUUUAAAACAACUAUUACGAAAGAGAAAGAAUGAACAAUAGCAAGAUAAAUGUCAGAGAGGGAGAGAGAGAAACAGGAGAGAGAAAGAGAUCUUAUAGAGGAAGGAGCAUUUUGUGAACAAAAUGUCGUGGAAUAAGAUUGAGAACUAUUUGUUUACUGUCGUUAUGCUCAUGAAAAUAAACUGUCGUAUAAAA
Pecten maximus is the source of this 3079-nucleotide messenger RNA. RefSeq names its product nuclear pore complex protein Nup85-like. The coding region runs from base 42 to 1979 and encodes 645 amino acids. Lineage: Eukaryota; Metazoa; Mollusca; Bivalvia; Pectinida; Pectinidae. Gene Ontology annotation, cellular component: nuclear pore outer ring. Gene Ontology annotation, biological process: mRNA export from nucleus; positive regulation of DNA-templated transcription; protein import into nucleus. The record is from RefSeq and is a predicted model, not a curated record. The transcript has 22 exons. Gene Ontology annotation, molecular function: structural constituent of nuclear pore.